CUAAUAGCCCUUAGGUUCUUAUAUAAACGUGCACUGACUUGAGAGUGCAUUGCGUUUCAUUGGUCCCCCUUCCGUUCCCUCUUCGCCUGUUUCUACGCUUAACAUACAGCGGCACACUGUUCUGCACGAAAACGAUAAUUCGCCGUCAGACAGCUUCUCCUGUGUGUCACACUUACACGAUAUCAGAGGGUUCUUGUACCAGGUGUGUUGAGGCAGCUUACGCACAUGGUACCGACAGUACAUCCAGAAGAAUGGCAUCUGCAAAUAGGCCUGUGACCUUCCUUGCAUACGUCCUGUUCUUGUCCAUGAUCCUUUCCGCUGUCUUUGAGAGUGCAAGAGGCAGAGAAACAGUAGACCCCGAUGGCUGCGUUAGACACAAGACGCCAACAUAUCAUUGGAGUGUCCGCAAGAGAUACCUGUGGGAGUGCCAAUAUAGGUGCACAAAGGACCGAAAAGUUCAGGACAGGAGCGAACCGGAUGGAAGCCGAUGCGCAGUAAGAAUGCUAGGUAAACAUUGUGGCAUGCCACGCUACCCAAUCUUAUCGGGUGAGCCAUCACUGAAGCCGCCAGGGGGCUGCAAUCACUGGGAGGGCGUUGCGUUCGGAUAUUUAAGAGGCCACAUGCCUCUUCGGAGGCUCUGUUGUUUCCCCGCUGGGAAUUGAAGCUGUCUCUUGACAAUAAACCUGCUCCCACCCGGUGGAAGAGCCCUCGGAGCUGAUGGCUGACAAGGCGAAGGUGCCCACGCCGCUGUCAGACGCCAUCGAAACUGCAAAACUCCUGUCACACAUGACGGAGUUGUGCUCGUUGGUGGUUCAACGCCUGGAUGCCGGGUCGGUUUCGUCGCCGCAGGCACAAGCACCUCUACGACUCAACUUACCGGUUGCUUUGGUCAGAGACGCCACCUGCUGCCUUCUGUUGCAAUUGGAGUUUACAUCCUUUCAGGAUUUCCAGGAGUGGUUCAAAAACGAAUUUCUUCCCCCGGAUUAUGAAUACAGUGUCCUAGAGGAAUUGCAUAAGCGUACUCAACAUCCUGAGGAAAGCUUAUCUGAAUUCAUUCGGGCAUUGCAGGAUCUGUACAGCAGAGCAUCAUUUCACGAAAUGGGUUGUGCUGUUUCCUCUCAGGACGCUGACUUGCCAGAGAGUGUGCGAAAAACUACUCGACACCUUAUACCGGUUUGGGUUUCCUGCACAAGUGAUCACCGACAACGCAACCUACUUUACAACCAGCACCACCGUGAUUGGGAUCUUCGCCUGGCUGAGGUGGCGUUCGCUACACGGACGACGGUCAACAGGUCUACAGGCUUCACCCCGGCAUUCCUGAACUUGGGACAAGAGGCCCCUUUUUCAGUGGAGAUUGCUCUGGGCCUCCGGCAUGGUGCUACCCGGCCUCCUUAUUCAACGUUUGCUGAGGACCUCCGGAGUCGACUGGACGAUGCAGCCCGGACGGCUCGGGAGAACCUGGACGUCGCAAGGUUGGAGCAGGCUCGCCAGUACAACCAUGGACGUCGGAACCUCACCUACAGCGUCGGUGACCUCGUCCCUCGACGGACUCACCCGCUAAGUGAUGCGUCACGAGGCUUUGCAGCUUCACUCGCAGAUAGGUGCGAUGGCCCCUUCGAGGUAAGUGUGUGCUUCUCCGGCCUCACUUACAGGCUUCACUUCGGCGCUGUGUCACCGGCGAAGAGACUGGGCCAGUUCAUAUCUCAGACAUGAAGUCUUACCAUCUCCGAGACCCGGACGGAGAGGAGCCCGAUUUGCAACCUGCCUCCCUCCAGGACCUGGACCCGGAUACCGUUCCCGGACCUGCGUCCAGCCGCUACAACUUGCGUCCCCGCAGGUGGCUCAUGUAGCUACCACUAUCUCCAUCGCUAAGCAUAGUGCUUGUGAUUUAGUACUUUAGUAGUGUGAUUUCUGUUCCACCGUUUUCCGCUACCUGUUUUAGGGGGACGCCUUUUCAAGCGCCCAUGGUUUGAGGCCGCCUUCUUACCGUUGCCCUUUCUCCCUCGCAGAUGCAACGACGUCCUCAGUCCUCCGCCCACCGUGCAACCUCCCGCUCCCGUUCUCGCGGGAGCCGCCCGAGUCCCUCCGGACCCCCAGACCGAGCUCAGGCCAGGUGCAGGGCCCACAGCACCACUCGGUCGCCACCUGGACGCUCGUCUCUAAUGGGCAACCCGUCUUCUGGGCAUCCCGCUCACGCUGGACUGCCCAGCCACGGCCCUUCAGAGGUGACGACCAGGGCCGCACACCGACACCAUUCAAGGGCCUGACUCUCUCGGAACGCCACCCGACCAACCUCCUUCAACCUCUGACAGCAGAGGAAAGACGGAUCCUGUGCCCACUGUGCCAAGUUCCCGAGAUACACCGAGCCACACACCGCAGAGGUGCCCUCCACCAGGCCCGGGUCGAGGCUGCUUGCACCGCAAACGACGUAAACGCGGCCAUCUCGACACUAAGGCGUCUCCAACCCGAACUCCUGGCCGAGGCUAGGCCUCCUCCACACGCCGCACCCUCAUCGGUCCUGGAGGAUGACGCCGUGCUGAAGCUGUCAGACGAUCUCAUGUCUCUAUAAAAGGGGGGAUGUGGCAUGCCACGCUACCCAAUCUUAUCGGGUGAGCCGUCACUAAAGCCGCCAGGGGGCUGCAAUCACUGGGAGGGCGUGGCAUUCAGAUAUUUAAGAGGCCACAUGCCUCGUCGGAGGCUCUGUUGUUUCCCCGCUGGGAAUUGAAGCUGUCUCUUGCCAAUAAACCUGGUAUCUUGGUUUGAA
Ornithodoros turicata is the source of this 2764-nucleotide messenger RNA. RefSeq lists its product as uncharacterized. The transcript is spliced from 8 exons. Gene Ontology annotation, molecular function: nucleic acid binding. NCBI's taxonomy places the organism in Eukaryota, Metazoa, Arthropoda, Arachnida, Ixodida, Argasidae. The record is from RefSeq and is a predicted model, not a curated record. The coding region runs from base 718 to 1713 and encodes 331 amino acids.